AUGCUUUUUCGGGAACUAUCACCAACUCAAUUAAUGAGAAAUGAUAGAAGUGUAGCAUCCAAAUGUUGUUGCUUUUUGUCACCAUCUGGUCGUUAUGGAGUAUAUAUUAGUCGUGUGGAAGUAUUCGAAACACGACCAAUUGAAACUCAUUUUUACAAUUAUAAUUUUAUUGUUUCGGAUUUUAUACUUGAUACAACAACCGAAUAUAUCUCAACAUGUGGUCCUUUUAAGCGAUUUCAUCGUUUUUAUUAUUUAAAUGAUAAUAUUGGAAUACUUGUUGAUUUUUCACGUAAUAAUGGUAAUAUAACACAAAAUGUUAUUCAAUUUUCACAUAUAAAUCAUACAGUAACAUGUGAAUAUGGUCGUAUUUGGAAUUUUAAUGUUGAUGAUAUGUUAUAUGAAACAGAUAAUACUCGUAUGAUUUGUACGACAGCAUUAAUGAAAGAUAAAAAUAUUUCAUAUUUACCAUUACUUGGUGAAAAAGAUCGUAUAUCAAAAAUAUUUGUUCGUUUGGUACCAGCUAAUCCAUUUAAUACAUCCAAUUUUAUUAUACCAAUGUUAGAAAUAAGUGAAUUAGAGAUUAAUGAACAAGAUGCUUUUCAAUAUGGUAUACAAACAGAAGAUGGCGAAAUAUUACGUGAAUCAAAUUUAUGCACUGAUACUAAUUGUUAUCCAUUAAUUAAUGGGACAUCAUUAUAUUUUAUUGUACAACUUCGAACG
This is a messenger RNA of Loa loa (African eye worm), 720 nucleotides long. RefSeq lists its product as hypothetical. Lineage: Eukaryota; Metazoa; Nematoda; Chromadorea; Rhabditida; Onchocercidae. The annotation marks the transcript as partial. The record is from RefSeq and is a predicted model, not a curated record. The transcript is spliced from 4 exons.